UUUUAACAUGAAAAUGAAUUUCAAUAUUUACGGAAGGAUAUGUAUACGCAACACACUAAGGAUAAACUGUAACAAAGGAUCAGCAGACUAUAUAAACUCCGCAGAGCAUCAUUUUCUCAGUCCUCAUAGAAUCUUCGCUCACAGCAAUAUGAAUUAUCACGAGUGUAUGACAAUUGUCAUAGUACUAUCGUGUAUCGGUAGUAAUGUACUUGCUGGACUCCUACCGGGAGGUGGUGAAAGUGGUGGGUAUCAAUACAGACCAGGUAGCGGAUUCAAUGAUAGAUUCGGCGGGGUAGGUCUUGGCAGAGGUGGUGACUUCGGUGGAUCAAACUUUAGAGAUAGACCUGCUGGAUUAUACGGAGCACCAGCUUUCGGAGGGGAUGGUAAUCGUGGCGGUGGUGGUGAUUUUGGAGGACCAUCUUCGACUUAUGGGGCACCUGGAUUUGGUACCGGUGGUAACAGAGGAUAUCAAGGUGGUUUUAACGGGGAUUAUGGAAGGCCUCAACCAUACAAUUUCCAAUAUCAAGUUUAUGAUCCACCCAGUGGAAAUGAUUAUUCCCAACGCGAAAGUAGCGAUGGAAAUCUUGUGCAAGGAGAAUAUAGAGUUUUGUUACCCGAUUCGAGAACUCAAAUAGUGAAAUAUACAGCUGACGAUGCAAAUGGUUAUAAUGCAGAUGUUCAGUACGAAGGUCAGGCUCAAUAUUCACAAGAUGGCAGAUAUGGAAAUAAUGCUUUUGGAAAUGGAAACAUUGGAAGUAAUCAAUAUUUACCUCCACGUGGAAAUUAUCGCAAAUAAAUAAGAUUAUUUACGUUAUAUUGAUGUACUCGUCCAAGCUUGAGCAACAACAACCACUAUAGACCUCUUCACUUCUGCAAUUUUUUAUUUAAUCGUACAUAUUCAUGUCAUCGUUCAUAGCUAUUUAUGUAAUGUAACUAUGAAAUAGUAUAAUUUAUUACGUAUACAUAUACGUUAUAUAUACAUUUAAUUUUAUACACGAUAAUAUUAUAAUACAAGAAAUACAUAUUUGCUUACCGCAACCCUUGCCCUCCAACGAGGAAUUCUGCAAUUUAUAUAUAACUAUCUAUGUAAUUAUAUAUAUAUUUGUAGUAAAUAACGAAUAUAUAUCUUUUAUAAUCAUCUUACCAAAAUUCGUAUCAACUUCAUAAACAGAUCCAUGAUUCUUUUUUCUCCUCAUUUUUAUUUAAUUGAUGGAUUUACCUAUGUCAAUUGGCAUGACAAAAUUUGCACAUGCAAGUGCAACAUUGUUUCCAUUUGCACAUCAUAUAUAAUAAACAUAUGAAACGUAUUAAAAUUAAAUAAAGAUUAAAUGGGUUAUUUAAAAUAAAAAACAAAGUAAAAAUAUAUGAGAGUAUUUUUUUCUUCAAUUCUUUUCUUUUAUCUAUUUAAUGAUACUCAUAUUCCGUAAUGAUGUACAUUUUUGUUAAAAUCAAUUAUUAGACAUACUAAAUAUAAACUAUUGUAUAUUAUUAUUUGUUAAUUAUAAAAAUAUAGUUCAGGAAAGAUUGUGUAACAAAAUUGUUACAGUUUCGAAAUGAAACAUAUCGUCGUACAUUGAUUAAACAUUUUCGUCCUUUAAAUAGUUUAUACUAUUAUGCAAAAAAUAAUAUUAUAUUUUUUUAUUUUUUAUAUGAAUAGCUUUGAAUUCAUUUUGUUUUGUUCUGUUUCUUACACGCAGGUCAUACAUCCUCCGGUAUUUUCAAAUUUAAAAAACAAGCUCCAUUGUUAAUAUUUUUUUGAUCAUUAAAUAUAACACACACUAGACUAUUUAUGGCUGUAUGUUGCCAAAGCUUGUGUAUCCAUUUAUUCACAGUAGAACAUGUUUCUUUAAUGUGUUCAUCUUCUAAUUGUUUUUCCGUUAUUUUAACAUGACAUACAAUAAAUUCAUGCUGCAAUGCUAUUUCAGAGGCUCGCGUUACUGCUUGCUUGUCAUUAUCAGCUACCACCAGACGUAUCUAUAAAAAAAAAAAAAAAAAAAAAGAAUAAUCAUUAAGAUAAGAAUUUAUAAUAAUGCUCAAAUUAUUUGUGUCCUUAAUUACACAAAUUUCGAAAUUACCUGAUCACCCUCAUUAUAAUUUUCAUCAUUUUUAAUGUUCAAUGAACAUGUUUUGAAAUACUUGGAAUAUUCAUUUAUAAUUUCAUCAGUACCAAUAAUAGUUGCAGUCCUUUGAUCUUUAACUAUAUAAUUAAAUAUGGAUAUAGCAUAUUUAUCAAUUUGUAAUUUUUUCAUUUUUCGUUGAGAUAUAAUUUGAUUACCAGUUUCUUCUGUUAAUGUAUAAUCAUCCAAAUUUUCAGCUAAUACAGAUUGAACACUAUCUCCAUAAUGUAUACUAUUAGCUAAUUUUAACUGUGUUAAUUUCAUAGAGGCUAUUGAAUCUUCUGUUGAACAAUGUCCAUUAUCGCUUUGUUGUAUAGAUAUAUCUAAAAAUAUUUUAGCUAAAACUUGUAACUUGGUUUUUCGAUGUCUGCAAAUAAAAAUUUUUUAUAAAAAAUUUUUAAAAGACUGCAUACAAUACAUCAAUGAUAUUCCGUAAAAAUGUUAAUUACCGUACGCCGGUAAUAUUAAAGAUAACAGAUGUAUCAAUGAUGUAUGGAUGCAUCAUUUUUAGUGUAUGUAGGUCAAAAUUUAAACUCUGUCCUACAAGGAUACAAUCUGCAGGAAGUAACAUUUUUAAUGUUUCUUGUACAUCUGUUAACGUUGUAGUAACAUUACUUAACAUUUCUUCUGUAAUACCACUGUAUUGAGUCAAAUAAUCGAUAAUCUCAUUAUCAGGUUUAACAAGAGUCUCAUAAACAACCUAUGAUAAAGAUAAAGUAUGAAAUUGUUUAAUCUUUUAUAAUUCAUAAGUACAACUUACAUUAAAGCUUUCGUUAACAAGAGAUAUUCUUGUUAGUUCCAAAUUUCCAGUAAUUGUUUUACACAUUUCACAAUCCAAAGCGAACAUAGGUGAUUUUGCAGUUACCUCAGUGUAAUUAUCUUUUGUGAAAACGUAGUCACUAUAUCUAAAACGCAUCAGCAGUUUCAUAUGAUUCUGUAAAGCUAUAUUUCAUUUAAUAUAUUAUGUAAAAUACUAUAAUAAAACUUACUUUUUCCAUAGUUUUCCUUUCAGUGGUACUGGAUAAUUUUCUUCAACCAUUUGCUGUAAAGACAGUAAUAAUUGUGUCCUAGAAAAUUUAUCAGUAGGAGGUAGAUUAUUGUCUCUAUUUGUAGAAUUUGUUGUAGUCAUAUGCAUAGGGAACGUCUUUUUUAAUAACUGUAUUAUAUCAGUUGUACUUUGUAAUGCAUUCUUUAAAGAACCAAAUUCUGUAAUAGGAAUAGUUUGUAUAUUUAUAUAUUAUAUGAUAUUUUCAUUUAGUUUAAUUAUUAUAUUUAUAUUAAUUCAUUGUAAAUACGUUUAAUUAAUUUGUCACUUUGUGUCCCGGUUAACGGAACUGCUACAAGUUCUUCUAUUAUAGAACCAUUAUAUGCUGCUGGUGUCAUCAUUUCGAAAUGCAACUCCAAAUUAUCUUUUAUAUGAGAAAAUAUGGUUUUAUAAGUUAUAAAAUGAUCUAAUGAAAGGCCAUCAACUAUAAAAACUAUAGUAUGUGUGACCUAUAAAAUGAUCCAUAAAAAAGAUUAACUAUAAAAUUCAUUAUAUUAUGUUUUUCGAUCUUUUUGUUUACCUUGUUAUAUUUUUCAAGUCGACACCAUUGUGGUAUAUAUGGUGAAUGAUGACCAAGUAAUGAAUACAAUAACAAAUGUUGUAUAUCUCUGAAAAAAAGUGGAGUUCUAUUUGCAAAUUCAAAACCAGUAUAUAACUUUGCAUUCAAACCAGCUGAUUUUAAUAGUAUUCGAGGUAUAUUUUGAAGUAUUUUCUUGUUUUCUUUUAAUUUUUUUUUUAACUCUUCAUAAUCGUCUCCAAAUAACCUGUAU
Molecule: messenger RNA, 3932 nt
Organism: Vespa velutina
Lineage: Eukaryota; Metazoa; Arthropoda; Insecta; Hymenoptera; Vespidae
Product: pro-resilin-like
Cellular component (GO): extracellular matrix
Source: RefSeq, a predicted model, not a curated record